Messenger RNA from Scylla paramamosain (green mud crab), 2245 nucleotides. RefSeq names its product dnaJ homolog subfamily C member 2-like. Gene Ontology annotation, cellular component: cytosol. Gene Ontology annotation, biological process: 'de novo' cotranslational protein folding; regulation of translational fidelity. NCBI's taxonomy places the organism in Eukaryota, Metazoa, Arthropoda, Malacostraca, Decapoda, Portunidae. The record is from RefSeq and is a predicted model, not a curated record. Gene Ontology annotation, molecular function: ribosome binding; Hsp70 protein binding. Bases 10 to 1947 code for a protein of 645 amino acids. The transcript is spliced from 15 exons.
ACCGAAAAGAUGGAAAGAGCCGAGAUGGGCGGCCCGAGCUAUGCGUCAGUGUUGUUGUUUUGGUCCGAGGUAAGGGUAGCCAUAGAACGCAGCAUGACAGCAGACAUGGACACCGAGGACUCCAGCGUGGCGGUUAUCAUCAAAAGGCGCCUCACACCACUCAUCCAGGUGGAGGUAGAACCAGUGGGACGAUGGUUCCACAUAUAUGAGGCGCGGCGUCUGCGGGGCCACCUCACCUCCUCAGUUGGGGAAAGUGAAGAGGAGAGUGAGGAGGAGGAGGCUCAGGAGGUGGAGGUGGAGGAUGACAUACACUAUCUUCGCUCUCUCAACCCAGCAGACUGGAAGGACCAGGAUCAUUAUGCAGUACUGGGACUCCGAAAGCACAGGUACAAGGCCUCUGAUGAUGACAUCAAAAGAGCGUACCGCAUGAUGGUUCUGAGGCACCACCCAGACAAGCGGCGAGCAGCUGGGGAGGAGGUGAGGGAUGACGAUGACUACUUCACCUGCAUCACCAAAGCCUAUGAGAUUCUCGGGGACCCCAUCAAGCGACGCUCCUGGGACUCGGUGGACCCAGAGUUUGAUGACGAGGUGCCGGCUGUCAGUGCACACAAUAAGGCAAACUUCUUCCAGAUUUUCACAGGGGUGUUUGAGUGCAAUGCUCGUUGGUCCACCCACAAGCACGUUCCUGGCUUGGGCAAACCUGAUGACACCAAACAAAAGGUUGAUCGCUUCUAUGGAUUCUGGUACGACUUUGAUUCCUGGCGAGAGUUUUCAUAUCUGGAUGAGGAGGAAAAGGAGAAGGGACAGGACCGGGAGGAGCGUCGAUGGAUAGAGAAGCAGAACAAGGUAGAGCGAGCGAGGCGUCGGAAGGAGGAGAUGGGUCGAUUGCGCAGGCUAGUUGACAAUGCAUAUGCCUGUGACCCAAGGAUAGCCAAAUUUAAAGAAGAAGACAAGGAAAGAAGACUGGCUCAGAAAAAGGCAAAAGCAGAGGCAAUCAGGCAAAAACAAGAAGAGGAGGAGAGGGUAAGGCAGGAAGCUGAGGAAGCAGAGAGAAAGAAAAGAGAAGCAGAGGAGGCAGAGCAAAGAGCAAAACAGGAGGUAGAAAAGAAGGAAAGAGAGGUGCUGAAGAAAGCAUUCAAAAAAGAGAGGAAGAUGCUGCGGACUCUCUGUAAGGACAACAGUUACUUUGCAUCAGAGGAGGGGGAGCGAGUGCAGACCAUGACAGAUGUGGAGCUGCUGUGUGAGGCACUGGAGCUGACCCGCCUGGAGGAACUCAACAAGGAACUAGCACAAGUGGCCCAGGACAAGAUGCAAGGGCGGGAGGUACUCAUGAAGGAGGUGAGUGAGGUGCGCAACAGGAUAAAAAAGGAGAGGGAGGAGGUGGCAGCAGCGGCAGCAAGGGGAGGGGGUGGAGGAGGAGGGGAAGGUUCAUCACUCAAAGUCUGGAAUCAAGAUGACCUCCAGCUGCUCAUCAAAGCCGUCAACCUCUUCCCUGCCGGCACAACAAAGAGGUGGGAGGUUGUGGCAGAGUAUAUCAACCAACACACAGCCACCAGCAUCACCAGGCUGGCCAAGGAGGUGCUCAAUAAGGCCAAGGAGCUGCAACACUCAGACAAGCACAUGAGGGAGGCAGCCAACAAGAAUGCCUACCACAGCAUGGAGAAGGCACAGGCUCGGCAGGUGAUCAGUGACACCACAGCCUCCCAGAGAUAUGACACACCACAGGAGAUGCUGGGGAUGAACACUGCUGCUUGGGGAGCUGAGGAACAGAGGUUGCUGGAGCAAGCCCUCAAGACCUAUCCAGUCUCUACUCCUGACCGCUGGGACCGCAUUGCCAAGUGUGUCCCCAACCGAACCAAGAAAGACUGCAUGAGGCGCUAUAAGGAGCUUGUUGAGAUGGUGAAGGCAAAGAAGGCGGCUCAGGCUGCUGCAGUGGGAAAAAAGUGAGGAGCCAAACCCUGCUGUCUUCUUUCCUUUAGAUUCACCAUGAAGGCCACCAGUAAGAAGACAACAUUACAUUUGCAGUUACUCACUAAGAUGCUCACCAGCCAAGUGUUGGCAACAGCAAUCAACAGUCCUGUAGCAGCUAGAUCUGUGACCAUGACAAGAGUGUCUGGCAUCAAUCACCAAUGAAUGCCACAAGAUAAUGGUCACUAAUGCUUUUGUGACUGUUAGUGUGGGCUCUUUUCAUUUCCAUACAAGGAGUUCAAUCAUUUGACUGCUCAUUAAAGGCCUUAAAAGAAUG